This is a messenger RNA of Dermacentor andersoni, 986 nucleotides long. The record is from RefSeq and is a predicted model, not a curated record. NCBI's taxonomy places the organism in Eukaryota, Metazoa, Arthropoda, Arachnida, Ixodida, Ixodidae.
GAGCGGCCACAAUACUUAUGUGCAGCACAUACCACCUUCGCAGCGCAGGUAACUCGGGGAAGGCCAUGAUGAACACUGACUCUGUGGCGUCGCGAAACGGUGCAGCAUCGCCUCCCGGCCUCGGACAUGUCGCCAAAGUCGAACUCGGCGAGACGGCCGAGGUCAAGGUUCGCUGCCUGUCGCGUUUAAGAGAGCUCAUCGCCGGGGACAAGCCACUACUUUGUCCGACGGACGACAAAUUUCUGGUCAAGUUUCUGCGGGCCCGGAAGUACAGUGAGGAAGCGGCUUUCAAGAACAUCCAGAAGUACUUCCGCGUUAAGCAAACGUCGGGAGACUUCUUCAAGAACCUCUCUCCGUACACGGUGCCUCUCAGCGCAGUGUUGCCCGACCAUAGGCUCAUGAUGGUGUCCAAGAGGAAGGACCCUGAGGGAAGGAGAGUGGCCGUUAUAAAGCUUGGUUCAUGGAACACCGGCGUGUGCUCGGUAACCGACCUCAUGAGGUCAGCGCUGGUGAUGGCAGAGUGGGCACUGCUGGACGAAGAGACGCAGGUUCGGGGAGUCGUGUGCGUGUUCGACCUCAAGAAUCUGCGCAUAAUGCACAUGGCGCAUUUCACGCCGGGAUUCGUCAAGAAGACGGCUCACAUUAUGCAGGAUUGUUACCCGGUACGCAUUAAAGCAAUCUACGUGAUCAAUAAUCCACCUGCGUACGAAAUUGUCUUCGCUGCUGUCAAACCUUUCCUGAAGUCGAAGCUUCUACAACGGAUCUACUUUAUGGGCGGAGACCUGCAAAAGCUUCACGGUGUACUUCCAGCUGACGUGAUACCCGUGGAGUAUGGUGGCACGCACGAAGACUUCGACUACUACAGGCUAGAAAAGGACGUGAAGAGCUCUCACAGCUACUUCGAGCACAUCAGCCGAUUCGGUUAUCGCACAGACAGCCUGAAGUAGCCAUUGAACUAAGACAGAAGCAAUACGAGUUGUUUGUUA